Neoarius graeffei (lesser salmon catfish) is the source of this 3228-nucleotide messenger RNA. RefSeq names its product family with sequence similarity 110 member D (gene fam110d). The coding region runs from base 755 to 2011 and encodes 418 amino acids. The record is from RefSeq and is a predicted model, not a curated record. NCBI's taxonomy places the organism in Eukaryota, Metazoa, Chordata, Actinopteri, Siluriformes, Ariidae. The transcript is spliced from 2 exons.
GCAGCGGCAGUGUGAAGUUUGUUCGGUCGCGCUGCGGGGAGAGAGAGAGAGAGAGAGAGAGCACUGCUGCUUAUGGACAUUAUUUAUCAAGGAAUAAGGAAAGCAAAUAAGGGUUCCAGCUUAGUUUAAAAGGAAAAGAGGCAACACAUUCAUCCAUUCAAAUGUUCCAGUGCCAGUCACAGCAAGCCUGACUCUGGAGGACAAAAGUCUCAACCCAAAGGAGCCAAGAAAGCUAUCAAAAAGCAAACAGCCAAGUGCAUUGUGUUUCUUCCUCUUGAUGACCUUCUCAGAAGUAACCUCUCUGAAAGUUGUAAGACUCUGAACAAGAAGACUGAUGGAGGGGUAAAGAAAGAAAAGACAUAUUUGGACUUAAAGGCAUAUUGGGACUUCUAUUUUUGCUUCUCUGUGGUAAGGGGAACGUCUCAUUUGGGAUUACAGUUGGAAAGAGGAAAAAGGAUUUGCUCUUGCCCUUCCCAUCGAGUGGCUAUAUAAAUACUGCAUAUAGAUCAAUUUGUUCUUGUUCCAAAAGUAUCCAAUCUAGAGACUAACUCAAGCAAAAAACUGCUGAAAUCUGCAUAGCAUGGAUAUUUACAUUUAGAAGUUCUGGUGGCCAGUUGGAACCCUGGACAGAAAUUCUUGCUCACGACUAUCCUGCUCCUGAGCCCUUGGCUUGUGAUCAAAAAAGUGACCAUCUCAUAGGGACACUGGCACUGGAGGCUUCUGUUUGGAUGCUUUCUUCCCAGUGGGGAGGUCAAUGAUGAAGCCCUUAACACCUGUUGGCUCUCCAUCGCCCCUGCGCCUUCUUAACAAGGGCCCAGAUUACCUGCGCAGACAGAUAGACAGUGGAAAUCGGUGCCGCUCUGUUAGUGCUGUGGAGAGGUUAGAAGCAGACAAGGCCAAAUAUGUCAAGAGCCAGCAGGUCAUCAACACCAAGCAAGAACCUGUGUUAGUUCCUUGUGCUACCCCUCCACCCCCAUCACGCCGCAACUUUGCUGCACCAACACCCAUGACACCUGUUCUGUCUCGACGCCCACCACUUAGUCCAUGCCCUCUCUCACCCCGCAACAACAAUGACGACAAUUCCAGGAAGGAGAACCUCAGAGCUCUGUAUCUUGAUGUAGAAAAGCAAAACCAAAACAAUUCCAGUAGAGCACCUCUGCCAACUCCAAGGAGCCCAAAUGGCAUCCCGUUGGUGGCACCACACAGUGCCCCCAUGAUGAGACGGAGCAUUGGGAAGCGCAUGCUGCGGCCUGACUCCCUGGUCAUCUAUAGGCAGAAGAAAGAGUGUAAGGGUCCAAUGGGAAAUGGUGAUGGAAGUACAAGCACUGAGACAAAAGGCUACAGCUUUGUGCGGCGGCUCUUCCAAGGUUCUAUGCGAGAGAAGAAUAGUAGAAAUGAUGAUAAGCUGACAAUCAGUGAGGAGAAAUCUUCAUCACGGGAUGGAGACUCACACAUGUCAUGGUCUAUUGACCGGGACACAGUAGAUGGUGGGAAUGGGACAAGGCGAUCCAGCAGGACUGAGUCAAACAAUGGCAAUAGCAGCUUCCAGGGACCUUGUAUUUCCUUUAGAAUGACAAAUUCCCUGAGAAAUAGCAUGGAGAACGAGAAUGAUAUGGACCCUUGGAAGCCAGUGAUGCCACUCCGGCGCUCUAAAUCAGACCUUCGACUUUGCUCAUCACUGGCAUUGUCUGAACAGGAGCGGUUCUUUGACUUCUGUGGUCUUGACUGGGACUUGGUGGAUCGGCUUGGGCCUGAGAACUUCCCAGCAGGUGCCAGCUCAGUUGACACUCUCUCACUGGUUCUGAGGAGUGUUGGGGGACUGGAAGGUGGCUCUGAACCAAGUGAGUUUUCUCGCCAUUCAGGAGAGGGCCUCUUCCAGGAGGAAGUGGCUGAGCAGGUACCCUCGGCUGUGUCCAUCAUCGAGAGGAAUGCCCGUGUGAUAAAGUGGCUUUAUGGCUGUAAGAAUGCAGUGAGGGAAGGACCCAAAGGUCCCAAAGAGUCAACUGUGUAGCCAGUAAACAAGACAAACCUCAAGACUCUUGGACUACGUGCCGCAUUGGCUGUUACAUAUUUGAAGAACUACUAUAUUUAUUUCAUUUGGAAUAUUUGUGUAUGAGAGAACUUUACAGGAUGAUAAAUGGCACAUCGUUUUCUUACAUUUGAGUGGGAAGGGAGCUGGAAAAAAAAAAAGACUGUUUUUCAUUUUCCUGUCUGUAAUUUGGUGAUCUCAGUUUUCCCAUCCUUGCAGUGAUCCCAUUCUCUCUGUAAAUAAGCAAUAGUAGUAUGUUCUGUUCAUUUUGCUGUUGGAGAACAACGGCGCUGUGUGCUCAAGUACAUCUCAAUAGAUGAAUAAUUAAAAAUGGAAAACCACUAAGCUCUCCCUGUACUGGGGAUCUAAUGUGUGAGUGUGAAGUGAACCGUGCAUACCUCUAGUUUGUGUUGUUUUUCCUCCAUUAAACGCAGGUGUUGGAACAGACAGACAAUAGACCUAUGUUAAUGCACUAAUGCACUGAAUUGGUUGGGGUUGGUGUAGGGGGGAUGACACUUAUUUUAGUUUGUGCAAACAGCCUUGGUCUUGGACGACACCCUAUGCCAAAGAAAUAUCCCCAAUUAAACUAAGUCUCAGUUAACUACAAUAGUUUGAUUCACUAAAGUCAAAUUUGUUUGUCAUUUUAAUCCUGAUUAUUUCGAAAUCGCCAUGACAAUCACAUUUGUUGUCUUACUAAAAGCGAAUGAAACUGUCAUUUCCAAAUACAAGUCAUACACAGACACUUAUUUUAGCUAAAUUGACAAAUUAGCAUCAGUAACAGGACUGACCUUAUGACCACACUCCCCAUACUGAACCAGAUUUCUCAUGGCCAAUGAAGCAGAUUCAUCACAAUGAAACUGUUCGUCCCGUCAGCCAGAGGGUCGGGGUCAUUUUUAGAAAUGUUGAUGAAAAAUGAAUCUGAGGUCUGCUGUGGAAUUUCAGGGUCACAGAAUAAAUUUAGACAGAGGUGGCUGGGUAGAAAUACACAAAUUCAGACAUUUCACCUGCAGCAUGACACCCAAAUAAAUCCAAGUGCUCAAGCUGUUUCCAGAUCUCUCUCUCUCUCUCUCUCUCUGUCUUGCAUGUUUACAGACCAAGUUGGUUUUUGUUUCUGUCAAGAAGAGGUUUAGACUAUAUUUACAAAGGUUUAUAAUUCAUGCAGGCAAUGAAAAUAAAGUUGUAUUUGUAUUUUUAAUGAA